Messenger RNA from Gossypium raimondii (Peruvian cotton), 1056 nucleotides. Its product is annotated as peptidyl-prolyl cis-trans isomerase CYP19-3. Gene Ontology annotation, molecular function: peptidyl-prolyl cis-trans isomerase activity. The record is from RefSeq and is a predicted model, not a curated record. NCBI's taxonomy places the organism in Eukaryota, Viridiplantae, Streptophyta, Magnoliopsida, Malvales, Malvaceae. The transcript is spliced from 2 exons. Gene Ontology annotation, biological process: protein folding; protein peptidyl-prolyl isomerization. Bases 282 to 806 code for a protein of 174 amino acids.
AUACAAACAAGUUUUAGGUGUAUAAAUAUGGUAAUAGGCUCUAUAAAGAGUGGCCUAGUUUGUCCUACAAAUGUGCUAAAUUUUGUUUUUCUUGUAUUGGCUGGUAUGCAAGAUUUUGAUCAAGUAGAGAAAGGGGUGUAUAGGCACACUAGGCGUGCAUCUGCUGGACUGCACAUACUCGAAAUGAUUUGAAAUGAUUUUGUUUUAAGAUGCUAAGCUGCCACAUCUAGGUGUGACUAGACUUAUGCCUGAACAACAAGUGUGUUAACUGGGUUAGCAAAAUGUCAAACCCCAAAGUUUUCUUUGAUAUUUUGAUUGGAAAAGCAAAAGCUGGCCGAGUUGUAAUGGAGCUAUUUGCUGAUGUUGUACCAAAAACUGCUGAAAAUUUCCGUGCCCUCUGUACUGGGGAGAAAGGUGUUGGACAGUGUGGGAAGCCGUUGCACUAUAAAGGCUCAGCAUUUCACCGAAUCAUCCCGAGCUUCAUGUGUCAAGGCGGAGAUUUCACAAGGGGGAAUGGCACGGGUGGAGAAUCUAUCUAUGGCAUGAAAUUUGCGGAUGAAAACUUCAAGCUCAAACACACUGGACCUGGUUGUCUAUCAAUGGCAAAUGCUGGACCAAACACCAACGGUUCUCAGUUCUUUAUAUGCACUGAGAAGACCCCAUGGCUGGAUGGAAAACAUGUUGUCUUUGGUAAAGUAGUGGAUGGUUAUAGCGUUGUGAAGGAAAUGGAAAAAGUAGGCUCAGAAAGCGGGAGGACUUUGCAACCUGUUGUGGUUGAAGACUGUGGUCAGGUGGAAGAGAAUUGAUGUAGAUGCAGGGAAUGCUUAAGUACCUUGUUUUUCUUUCACUUGAGCACUGCUCUAGAAUUAUAUCUAGUUAAUAGAAGAACAUAAUCUGUUUUGUUUUGAGUCUGCUUUGCUGAUUGGCUAUAAUAAUCUCUUUAAUGUGCACAAAAUACUAUUGAUUGAAGUCAUGCAUGAGGCAACACAAGGAAAAUAAAAUUUGUAUCUAAGAAUAAUUGAAGAUAUUGAUAUUGAUAUUUAUAUUUAUAUUCAA